GCUCCUGCAUCUUCCUCUCUUUCUCUAAGCAUCUCCUCUUCCACAUCUUACCGUUUCGAAUCCAUCCUUGUUAUCGAUUUUAUAUCUACUACUUCUCAUUCAGUUUGAUUUGCGACCAUGGCCGAGCAGGCAAAGCUACCAGACCAGGCCCAGCCAGUUCCUGAGACCCAGGUCCCGGACAACGGCAAGCCUGAGCAGCAGCCCACCGCAACCGAGUCCGCGCCUGCACCGGAACCUGCCACUACAGAGCCCACCACUGCUGCAACUGCUCCUUCAGCUGUAGAUGGUACCGGAGAAACUGCUCCUGCUGCACCUGAGCCCGCAGCUGCGCCAGUAGCAGCCGCAGCCGCAGCUCCAGCUCCAGAGCCUACCAAGUCCGAACCGCAGCCCGCAGUUGGUGAACAGAGCGAACCCGCGAAGAAAGAUGAGCCCGCAAAGCCUGAAUACUUCACCAAAACUCCUGCACUCGAGCAGUUCUUCGAUCGUCUCCCUACCAUUCUUUCCAAUACCGGCCAUCAGGAGAUGUGGGGUGUACCCCUGAAGCAUGAAGUUACCGAUAUCCCCACAAUCAACGUCCUUAUCAAAUUCCUCCGAGCAAACGCCGGUGACCUUAAAGCUGCAGAGGAUCAGCUAAGCAAGGCUUUGACCUGGCGCAAAGAGAACGAUCCCAUUGCUUUGGCUGAUGCGUCAAAGAACAGCUAUGAUGCAUCCAAGUUCAAAGGGUUGGGAUACCUGACUACCUAUCAGCGCGAGGGGAAGGGUGAUUUGGUUGUCACUUGGAAUAUCUAUGGUGCUGUCAAGAAGUUUGACGAAACCUUCGGCGAUAUCACUGAGUUUAUCAAGUGGCGCGCAGCUCUUAUGGAACUAGCUGUCCAGGAGCUUAAGCUGGACCAGGCUACGUCAGUCAUUGACUACGAUGGCGAGGACCCCUAUCAAAUGAUCCAAGUCCACGACUACUUAAAUGUCAGCUUUCUCCGCAUGAACCCGAACGUCAAGGCGGCAACCAAGAAGACCAUUGACGUCUUCAGUACCGCUUACCCGGAGCUUCUGCGCGAAAAGUUCUUCGUCAACGUCCCAGCCAUUAUGGGCUGGAUGUUUGCUGUAAUGAAAGUAUUUGUCAACCAGAACACCGCCCGCAAGUUCCAUCCCAUUUCCAACGGCGCAAACCUCGCGAAGGAGUUCCCUGCUGGAGUGGCAGAGAAAUUCCCCAAGGCUUAUGGAGGUUCUGCUCCGGAUCUGGAGAGCUCUGCGCGGACUGUUGCUCUUAAAGAGGUGAAAGAGGAAAAGAAGGAAGAACCGAAGGAGGGAUCUAAGGAGGAGCAGAAGGGGGAGCAGAAGGGGGAGUGACCACACCGACUGUGUCGCGAGUCAGAGCUGGGUGGGGAGCUUGUUUGUGUUUGCGUCUCUUGCUACCAUGAUACCUCUUAGAAUUGUUAUUACGGGCGAGCGCAUGGAGUAUUUUCCAGACUGGCUUUUCUGUUGGACUCCUCGCCGCCUUUUUAGUUGUAUAAUUAAUCUCUAUUCAG
Molecule: messenger RNA, 1526 nt
Organism: Aspergillus nidulans FGSC A4
Lineage: Eukaryota; Fungi; Ascomycota; Eurotiomycetes; Eurotiales; Aspergillaceae
Gene: sfh5
Product: protein sfh5
Exons: 2
Coding region: 118-1347 (409 amino acids)
Biological process (GO): intermembrane lipid transfer
Cellular component (GO): endoplasmic reticulum membrane; cytoplasm
Molecular function (GO): phosphatidylinositol transfer activity
Source: RefSeq, a predicted model, not a curated record